This is a messenger RNA of Lactuca saligna, 1092 nucleotides long. NCBI's taxonomy places the organism in Eukaryota, Viridiplantae, Streptophyta, Magnoliopsida, Asterales, Asteraceae. The record is from the annotation of a GenBank genome assembly.
AUGUUGGGCGAGUUGAUCACGAAUAGUCUUGUAUUGGUUCUUGGAUAUGCGUAUCCAGCUUUCGAGUGCUUUAAAACGAUAGAGAAGCAAGGAGUAGGAAAUGCAGAAUUGCGAUUUUGGUGUCAAUAUUGGGUAAUUGUUGCAAUACUCACAGUAUUCGAAAGAGUAGGCGAUAUAUUCAUUUCAUGGGUUCCAAUGUAUGGAGAAUUAAAGCUAGCACUCAUUAUAUACUUAUGGUAUCCAAAAACCAAGGGUACAGGGUUUGUAUAUGAUACAAUGUUGAGGCCAUUUAUAUAUAGACAUGAAACCGAUAUAGAAAGAAGCUUAAAGCAAUUUAGAGACAGAGCAUGGGACGUGGCAAUUUACUAUUGGCAGAAUUCCACAGAAUUAGGUCAAACAAAGUUCUUUGAUAUCUUAGGCUAUUUAAUCUCAAAGCCAUCACCCUCAAGAACACAAUCUCAGGGGUUGCAAAAUCAUCAAAGUUCCGGUGACGGACGUCCGCCGCCGCCGCCAGUUACUCCAAGUCCGGUUUCAUUCGGAUCAGAGCAGUGGGCACCGACUGCUCCUCCAGCGCCAACCACCGUCCACCACCACCAAUACGCGGAGGAACUGCCUUUCCCGUCGUCGCCGAGUACGCAUAGUCAUAGUUCGGGUCAUAAAGAACCAGUUUGGCUAAGAUUUAGACGAUCUAGAGGACUUUGAUUCGUGAAAAGUAGGCAUAAGUCAUAUCUACAGAUUGUAAAGCAACAACAACAACAAAAUUUGUAUUCUAAUUCUUAUUAUUAAUUCGAUUGGUUUAUUGUUUCUACAAAUUGGAGAGAAAUUGAAACGAAUCCCCGAUUUGGGUGUUGUGCAGUUGACUUGAUUACCUUUUUUGUUAUAACCGGAAGUUGGUAGUUGUGAUUGGAGUACACCGGAGCAUGCAAUCGCAGAUUUGAGUAAAGAGAUGUAGGAAAGCGUCGGAGAAUCUAGUCCAGAGACGGUGGAAGAUGGUGGAUCCACCGGAUUCAGGGGAGGUCGACAUGGGUUGAAGGUACGCCCAGGCGGCCUGUUUCACGAGCCGGUUUCUGAUCGAAAUCUCGUAACCUGAAU